Fonsecaea nubica is the source of this 2922-nucleotide messenger RNA. RefSeq lists its product as hypothetical. The record is from RefSeq and is a predicted model, not a curated record. The transcript has a single exon. Gene Ontology annotation, molecular function: ATP binding; microtubule binding; microtubule motor activity. NCBI's taxonomy places the organism in Eukaryota, Fungi, Ascomycota, Eurotiomycetes, Chaetothyriales, Herpotrichiellaceae. The coding region runs from base 1 to 2922 and encodes 973 amino acids. Gene Ontology annotation, biological process: microtubule-based movement.
AUGUCUCUACCCGUGCUCUCACGGCCUCUAGCCGACCCGCCGACGGGUGCGCUCCCUCCCAUUCCCACCGGCAAACCUCCAAGGAAGAGUUUACCCCAGACUCCAUCUAGACUGAAAGCUCCCUCGAGGACUUCAGCAAUACCAACACCGCAGGCUGUGCAAUCGGCCACGGAAUCCUCACCCGAAAAACCCUCGGGAAUACCUGCAAAGGCUGUACGAAAAACUGUCAGCAUUGGUUCUUUUCCACAACCGCCAAAUGCUGGCUCGCGUCCGCCUACUUCGGCCUCAAUGGCCUCGAUCACGUCAACGAAAAAGAGGGUCUCUGACGGCGGACACAGUACGCCAAAUGCCUCGGUCAGAUCCAAGAAAUCUCCCAGAACUAGCGUCGCAGCGAGCUUUCGUUCAUCUCAAACUCCCAGUCUCUUGAACUCGGCCGGUGAUGGAAUGACCAUUUCGGCCAAGUUUGGAAAGAGAACAUCAGACGCACAAUCGAGCGUCCAUUCUCCACCUCAAAGUCGAAGCUCAUCGGCCAAUGGAUCUUACUCAACUAGCGCCACGACGAUCGAAGAAGGCGAGGAGGACAGUCGAGGUCGGACGAAAGAACUGGAUGAAGGCCUGGCUGAAUCGAAACGAAAUUCAAAGGGGAAAGAGGUCAAAGGCAACGUCAUUGUCAGCGUCCGUGUCCGCCCCGACGCAGGGGCACAAAACAAUGCUCAAACCGAAGGAGAGUGGAUGGUGGACGGCCGAAGAGGUCUGGUUGCGUACCGCGGAAAAGAAGGCGGGGAUUAUCAUCUCGAUAACGUUUUCACCACACACGACGAUAACGCCAAAGUCUACGAUGCCGCAGCCAAACGGCUGGUACGUCGAGUCAUGGAAGGUUAUCAUGGGACCGUGUUUGCGUACGGCAUGACAGGGACCGGCAAGACAUUUUCAAUGCAGGGAACUAUGAGCAGCCCUGGUGUGAUUCCACUGGCAAUCACCGAUAUCUUUUCCUACAUCAGAGAGACGCCACACCGCGAAUUCCUCCUGCGAGUCAGCUACCUCGAGAUCUACAACGAGAAAAUUCACGACUUGUUGGCCGUGCCCGUUGGCGGAGGUGUCGCCCAGCAACAAGAAGAAAUCAAGCUGCGUGAAGACAGCAAACGCGGUGUAUACGCCACGCCUUUGAAGGAAGAGAUUGUACAGAGCCCAACCCAGCUGCUGCGGGUGAUCCAUCGAGGUGACACUGCUCGUCGUACUGGAAGCACCCAAUUCAAUGCGCGAAGUUCUCGAAGUCACGCAGUGGUCCAGAUUGUGGUUGAGAGCCGAGAGCGAAUACCAGGAUCAGGUUCCUUGCAGGAAAAUGGGAAACGUGUAGCCAUGUUGCCCGGUGGUGUUCGAGUCUCGACGCUGAGCUUGAUCGAUCUUGCAGGGUCAGAGCGAGCGGCUGAGGACAAGGAACGCCGUGCCGAGGGAGCCCACAUCAACAAGUCUCUGUUAACCUUGGGGACGGUCAUCGCCAAACUGUCAGGCAAUCGCGACAAGAACGGCAAUCCCACAGACAAGGACGGAAAGCACCUGCCAUACCGAGACAGCAAGCUCACCCGGUUGCUCCAGCCCGCACUCUCCGGGAAUUCGCUGGUCUCGAUUCUGUGCACCAUCCAAAUUGGAGCUGGGUUGACAACCGCGGGCAGCAACCACACGGGCGAAACGCUAAACACCCUGAAAUUCGCCGCUCGUGCAAAGAACAAUAUUGUCAGCCAUGCUAAGCGAGCCGCGGAGGAGCUGGGCAGCGUCAAUGCAGGUCUCUUGGAACGAUAUCGAGCUGAAAUAGCAAACCUCCGAUCUCAGCUGGAGGGACAGCAAAAGUCUGCCGCGGAGAAGGAAGAGCGGCAGCUAGAGAAAGAAGCCGAGCAACGCCACGAGGAACAGAUGCUGGAGAUGCAGUUGGCCCGCACGGCCCUCAAGGAGCGAAUCGAGCAUCUGAACCGUCUGAUUCUGUGUUCCAAGUCGACUGGCGUUAAUAGCGGCACAGUCUCGGCCUUGGGUAUGCACUCGCGGCUCUCUGGAGGGACGGAAUAUGCGGGUUCACGGUCGGUGCGGUCGUCAGCCAGCCAAUCGACUCUGGGCGUAGCACCAAGUCUCGGUCGACAUCCGUCGGUGGCUUCCCUGGGAGGGGUGGCCUCGGCUUCCGGGCAUCUUUCGUUUUCGGCGGUCCCAGACGAGGACGAAGAGGGCAGCACCGACUUUGGCGAGGGGAGAGCGUCCUUGCAGGCUCAGGUACGCGCUCUGCAGGCCGAUCUGCAGGACAAGACACGGUACAUUUCGACUCUGGAGAAGAGACUGCUGCAGGCCCGCCGCUCCAGCCACUCCCGAGUAUCGAUGGCGUUUAACAAACCCGCGGGCGACGAUGGCGAAAUACAAAGACGAUUGGACGAAAAGGACGCAAUGAUCGCGGACCUGCAGAAGACUGUUGCCGCCCUUCGAUCUGCGGUGCGGAAGCGCGAGGUAGCCGAGCUGACGCCCGAGACAUCCUCUUCCGAGUUCAAGCAGAACCGUGCACAAGCAGGACACCAGAGCACCAGUAGCAACAGUAGCUCUCAGCUCAGCGUCUCCACCCAGCCGGUGUUGUCCAGUGGACCACGAUCGCCACUGACGACCAGUCCCAUGACCAUUCUUUCCCCUCAAAAAGCCAUGGACAAGAAGCGCAAGACGGUGGACGAAAUGUCGCGGAUGCUGGACGAAAUGAUCCAGGACAAGGUCGAGAGUGGCCAGCUGAACCGGCGGUCAUCAUCGGUGCGGGUUCCCGACCGAGGCUCGUCUUCGGCGCGCCGCCAUUCACGACGACUCUCGAUGACGGGUAGCAACGGUGCUACAGUGGGAAGUAUGGUAGCAUCGCUGAGAGAGGAAAACUCGGUUGAAGAAGUCAAGGACCCGAGUUGA